Messenger RNA from Colletotrichum karsti, 804 nucleotides. RefSeq lists its product as uncharacterized. The transcript has a single exon. NCBI's taxonomy places the organism in Eukaryota, Fungi, Ascomycota, Sordariomycetes, Glomerellales, Glomerellaceae. The record is from RefSeq and is a predicted model, not a curated record. Bases 1 to 804 code for a protein of 267 amino acids.
AUGUCUCAACCGCGGAUUAUGAAGGUAGGGGACCAACACCUCCUCGACCCCGAGCAACUCAACAGCCAGUUCCGCGACACCAUGAACAAACUCACCCACGAACGGGGCUUCGUCGUGGUACGCACAGCAUACGCGGCAGACGACGACGCGGACGCGACAGAAUGGUCAGCCGCCCUCCAGAAACUGCGCGCCUGGGCAUGUCCCACUGACGACAACGCCGAGAUGGACCCGGACACCUUCGCUCUGCCUGUCAUAGCCGAUCGUGAAACCCUCAACGGCCUCGACUACACUGCCGUCCGCCGCGCGUUUGCCGGCUGGGUGGAGUCAUAUCUACGACGGACACUCGCGGAUGACGACGAAGAUGACCCCUGGCCGUCGGACGUAAGACAUGACGUGUGCAUUGUCGCUGACGGCUCCGCGCUCGCCUCCUUGCGAAAUGCACCGGAAAGGCCAAGUGCUGAGUUUAUGGAUAGGGGGCCAUGGGUUGUUGUUCUAGAUGCUCAGGACCCGGCCAACGCCCCUUAUCGUGGCGGAGGUCCUUACCAAGGUUGGAUGCGAGCUGAAGCCAGAGCGCUGAGCCAGCUGGCUGAGGAUUUGGAUGACAGGACACUGGCUGGAGGACUAUGUCCGGUUCGCGAAUACGGAGGCCAGAUCCCUCUUUACGACGGAACUCCGGCCGGCCGACUUGUUGAUCCGCCGGGAGGUGUUGCUGGGAGAUAUAGGUUCCCUCGUGGGACUCCGAGGGGCGUGGACGGCGCUCAAUCCAUGCUGGCCGAGAUCCAACGGGCCAACGGCGGAUUGUAA